UUUAAAUUUUUCGUAAAGUUCCUUUGAUUUCUUGUCUUUCAAAUCUAGUAUUUAUAUCAUAAAAAAAUAUAUAUAUGAAAAUGGACGGCGAGACCAUAACUUUAAAAAGAAAUUUAACUGAAUGGAGAUUUAGUCAAUAUCCUAAAUAUAUAUUAUUGCCUAUAGAUGAAAACCAUGAUCAAGUUAAAUCGAACAUCAAAAAUGUUGUAUUUUCCGAGGUGACACCACGCCCUCUAGAGCGUAAUAUUAGACUGGUAUGCGCGUCGGAAGACGCCCUGAAGAAUAUUCUGGACAUGGAUCCAGAUAUAGUGAAUCGGGAGGAAUUUACUGAAUUUGUCGCCGGCAAAAAACUGCCGUAUGGAGCUUUGCCUGUUGCACACAGGUAUGGCGGUCAUCAAUACGGAUCCUGGGUGGGACAAUUAGGAGACGGGAGAGCACAUAUUCUUGGGGAAUACGUUAAUAGACGAGGAGAGAGAUGGCAGAUCCAGCUAAAAGGUUCUGGUCAGACCCCAUACGCCCGGGUCCACGACGGACGAGCGGUGCUUCGCUCAGUCAUCAGGGAGAUGGUUGCCUGCGAAGCGUGCCACUCUCUUGGCAUACCCACUAUUAGAGCUGCCGGAGUAGUUGUUAGCGACGAAGCCGUGAUCCGUGAUAUUUAUUACAACGGUAACCCGCGGCGGGAGCGAGCGGCGGUGUUACUCCGGCUGGCGCCCAGUUGGUUUCGCUUUGGCUCCUUGGAAAUACUUUCGAAGAGUGGAGAGUUGACAGUCUUGAGACAGCUCGUCGAUUUCAUCAUUAAGGAAUACUUUCCAGAUAUUCAGUUAACGGACGAAAAUCGCGUUAUCCGUUUGUUUUCCGAGAUCGCACACAGAACUUUAGAUCUUGUCGCUAAAUGGCAAGGUUUAGGUUUUACACAUGGCCUCCUAAAUACUGAUAAUAUGAGCUUGCUCGGCCUGACAUUAGAUUAUGGCCCAUUUGGUUUCGUUGACUCGUACGAUGCUGGCUAUGUGGCCAACUGUUCGGAUGGUGAAGGAAGAUACGCGUUGGGAAAACAGCCUGAUGUGGUUGUAUGGAAUGUGGGUCAACUAGCUAUUGCUUUGAAACCUCUACUGACCUUAUCCCAGCAGGUUCACAUGUCAUACAUAUUGAAGACUUUGGAUACUUAUUGCAAGAAUAAAAUUUUGGAAACCUUUUUGAUGAAAAUCGGUUUGAAAGAAGAGCGCUGGGGAGACGAGCAAUUGGUGGAGAAAUUACUUGACAUGAUGCAGCGAACGGGAGCCGACUUCACGUUUACCUUUAGACAACUAGCCGAAUUAAAACCAAGCGAGAUGGUGUGCGAGGAUAUACUAGAAGACAAAUGGUCACUAAAACGUUUAUCAUCUCACGCCUCUUGGAGCUGUUGGCUUGAACAGUAUCGAGAGAGACUUGAUAAGGAAGCUGUGAAUGCCAGUUCAGCCAGUUUGUUCGAGGACGAGCGUCGCCGGCGCAUGUUAAGUGUGAAUCCAGUAUAUAUACCACGCAAUUGGCUAUUGCAGGAGGCUAUAGUUGAUGCAGAAAAAGACGAUUUUCAAAAGGUGAAAUUCCUGUUAGAAGUCAUGAGGAAUCCUUACGAAGUGCAACCAGAGGCGGAAAGACGCGGAUUCUCUGCCCAGCCUCCCCAGUGGGCCUAUGCUUUGAAGAUUAGUUGUUCUACCUAAAUGCAUCUGUAGAAUCCUUAAUUAUUUUAAUAAAUUAUAUUCGCAA
Galleria mellonella (greater wax moth) is the source of this 1743-nucleotide messenger RNA. RefSeq names its product protein adenylyltransferase SelO, mitochondrial-like. NCBI's taxonomy places the organism in Eukaryota, Metazoa, Arthropoda, Insecta, Lepidoptera, Pyralidae. The record is from RefSeq and is a predicted model, not a curated record. The transcript has 12 exons. Bases 75 to 1697 code for a protein of 540 amino acids.